AUGGCCGUCAGGAUGAUAAAUGAUGACAAGGAUAGUAGGCGUGGGGAUGAGAGGUAUAAUGAGGACAGUGAUAGAGAUGAUAGGCGCAGAGAAAAUACUUACAGGGAAGAUGUUGAUAAUGAUAUUAGGCACAAAGAAGAAAAAUAUCUAGAAGACACUGAAAGAGACUCCCGCCAUAAGGAUAGUAAGCAAGGGGAUGGAUAUGAUAGAGAUAAAAGAACAAGAGACAUUAAGUAUAGGGAUGAACGGACAACACGAGAUAGGUCUGGUGAUAAGUUGGACCUUAAGCAUUCGAGGGACGAUAGCUCUGCUGGUGAUCAUUAUCCAGGUACCGAGAUGAUCAAGGCAGGAGAAGAACUAACGAAAAAAGAGGAUUAUAGCGAUAUUAAAUCUCGAGUUACAAAGGAUCAAAGAUCCGAUGCUGAAAGGAAGAGUACAAGCAGUGCAAGAAUGGAUUUGGCUACUGAUAGAGUUCGGUCUGCUUCCAGAAAUGCUGAUUUGGAACUUACAUCUAGCCAUGGUAGACGGUGGAGUUCACCCCCAUCAAAUUCUCAUACACCUAGGGAUCACCACAGGAGCCUGAGGCAAGAUGAUUCCAAAUAUAGAGAUUACAAUUAUGAAGAGAGAAUUCGACCUUCAACAAGAGAUCAUGCUGGUGCUGCUGGAGGGUCUGAGAAGACUUCAUCUCAAUCAGUUGAGAAGCUUGGUCAAAAGGAUGAUGGCCAUUUUGGAGAGAUUUAUGCUGAAAGGCGUCUCAAGUCUGAUAUUCGAUCUUCACCCUUGCAGCUAGCAGAUAAAUCUCCAACAUCGAGUGGUGACAGGAGACAGUUCAGCAGGCCUGAUGUCAGACGAAGUUUUGAUAUUGAAGAAUCAACACAGAGAAGUGGUGGUUCUCGAGAAUGGGAAGAGUACAAUGAACUGGCCAUUUUUUCCAGCAGUUCUAAGCCAAUGUUACCACCUCCACUCUUUAGGACAGGUGUAGAUAGUCCUUUGGGGUCAGGCCCAGGUGAUGAUGAUGGUAGAGGUAAGUCCAACUUGCGUCAUAGGAGGGAUGGUGAUCCCAACAUGGGUAACAUGGGUAGAAUUCAAGGAAGUCCUUGGAGAGGUGUUCCGAGCUGGCCUUCUCCUGUGGCAAAUGGUUUCUUGCCUUUCCCACAUGGUCCGCCUCCUGUAGGUUUUCAUUCAGUUAUGCAGCCAUUUCCUGCCCCACCAAUGUUUGGAGUCAGGCCUUCGAUAGAGUUAAACCAUCCUGGUGCUUACCAUAUGUCUGAAGCUGAUAGGUUUUCUGGUCCUGGGCGUCCAAUGGGAUGGCGCAAUCAGGUGGAUGAUUCCUGCCAUCCAUUACAUGCUUGGGAUGCUAGUAAUGUCGUGUUUGGGGAUGAGUCUCACAUUUAUGGGAGAUCAGAUUGGGAUCAUUCAAGGAACUUACCUGGUACUCGAAGCUGGGAUGCCAGUGGAGAUUUUUGGAAGGGUCCCAAUAGAACUGGAAGCAUGGAGGUCCCGUCUACUGAUAAAGAGAAUAACUCUGUUCGAAGUGGCGAUGAGGCUUUGGAAAGUCAGUCUACUCAGGCAGCUAUGAAUGAGCAAAACCAAGUUGAUCAGCAAGCAGAUAGCAGUGAUGUUAGGCAGCAAAUAAAGAGCCCCAAAAAGAAUGAAACUGUGGGUAGUCUGGAGGAUACUGGUGAUAUUGAUAAAAUGUUGAGAAAGGAUGAUGCACGAUGGCAUGUUUACCUUUCCAAACUUGAUAUUUCUGCUGAUCUUUCUGAACCCAAUUUACUUGAUAAGUGCAAAGUCAUGAUUGGUAAUGAGCAUAGUAUAUCUUCUGAUGUAGGCGACUCUGAAAUUUUAUAUAUUGAGGAUUUGGAAGCCGAGGUGGUAUCUCACAGACUUCUGAAUUAUGUACUAUUUGGAUCUAAUGAUGAUUCUGUUUUCCAGAAAUCUAUGUCCCUCUACAAGAGGCAGAAAACAGAACAUUUUCAGGCUGAACAUGCUGAGAAAAUCAAAGCCUUGAGUGAUUUUGUUCCGGAUUCCAAUCAGAGAAAAACCUACCAACUUGGAGAUGCCUUGGCUGCUGAAGAUGUUGAAGGUUCGAGUGCUGCUCCGCUACUAUCAUCAGAAACAAAAGACUUGGCUGCAGAAUCUGGUAGUAACAAUGAGGAAGUGAAUUUGGUAGAUACUAGUACUAAGUGUGAUCCCUUGCUUAGUUCUGAUAUGUUCUCAGAGGCAUCUGAGGCUAUGAUGCCAGAGUUGGAGAUGCGGUUUUUCGUUCCUCCUGGAGUGUCUGGUCUUUGUCUCUUUGUGAGGGAUAAAUGGGGAAAAUGUUUGUAUGUUAUAUACAAUGGGUUUUCCUUUUCCUCACCAAGAUCCCAAGAUUCAGACAUACUUCAGCUUCACCAGAAUAGGCUUCUGCCGAUGUGGUUGUGA
Salvia splendens (bonfire salvia) is the source of this 2424-nucleotide messenger RNA. RefSeq lists its product as uncharacterized. NCBI's taxonomy places the organism in Eukaryota, Viridiplantae, Streptophyta, Magnoliopsida, Lamiales, Lamiaceae. The transcript is spliced from 9 exons. The coding region runs from base 1 to 2424 and encodes 807 amino acids. The record is from RefSeq and is a predicted model, not a curated record.